Molecule: messenger RNA, 2793 nt
Organism: Alosa sapidissima (American shad)
Lineage: Eukaryota; Metazoa; Chordata; Actinopteri; Clupeiformes; Clupeidae
Gene: ubl3a
Product: ubiquitin-like 3a
Exons: 5
Coding region: 646-999 (117 amino acids)
Molecular function (GO): protein binding
Source: RefSeq, a predicted model, not a curated record
GCAUUUACAUAGGCCUACCAAACGACAUCGUGCGCUUUUUAGCUAACCAGCCACAAUUCCUUGUUCAGUUUUUUUCUCAUGAGAAGUGCCGCCAUGUUUUUGUGAGACAGGAUGACAGCAGACAGCAGCGCAGAGGAACACAGUUAGUAAAAAACGGCAAUUUAACGAAAUACCGGACGUACGGCUAUUGUUUUUGUCGUCGACAUCAGCGGAAUAGGGAAGCUAUGGUCUUUUGAAGAUAUAUUUUGCUUAAGCGCACGAAAUUACGUCGAGGUCGACCCUUGGAUAUUUCAUCAUAAUUCCGUUUUCCUAUGGCGUAGGAACCUCUUUCCAAUAUUGAUAUUUUUUUCUUUUCUGGGGUAUGGGAGUGGGACCUCCCACGCAAUAGAUAUUGGCAUUUUUUUAUAAAGUGAAUCUGAAGAAAUCCUAAGCAAAUGAAUAAUACAAGAACACAUUCCUGCAUUUGCCCAACUACCUCUGCGCAUUCGUGGGGACAGGAGUAACGAAUAAACAUUUUUGAAGGGUAUUUCAUUGACCUCAGCAUAGCCUAUGGUUAAUCAGUUGCUGAAACAAAGACUGAAAAGAACGAAGUGAAUACAAGGAAAUACUUUCUACUGUGAAAUUGCGAAAGGACACUGUUCUAAGAUGACGAGCACUAUCCCAGCGGAUAUGAUCAACUUGAGGCUCAUUUUGGUGAGUGGAAAAACAAAGGAGUUCCUGUUCUCGCCCAACGACUCAGCUGCAGACAUCGCCAAACAUGUGUACGAUAACUGGCCUAUGGACUGGGAAGAGGAACAGGUGAGCAGUCCUAACAUCCUGAGGCUCAUCUACCAGGGACGCUUCCUGCAUGGCAACGUGACACUAGGAGCAUUAAAACUGCCCCAUGGAAAGACUACAGUGAUGCAUUUAGUUGCCAGAGAGACAUUGCCCGAGCCAAACUCCCAAGGGCAGAGAAACCGCGAGAAGACCGGAGAGAGUAACUGCUGUGUGAUUCUGUAAAUACAUUGCCUCCAUCCCCAAGCUGAACAGGAUGCAUUCGUAGUUUGCCUCCCAUGCUGCUGAAAUACACACCUACACACAUACACAGAUACACAUCCAGGAGAAAAUGAAUGAAUAAGAAGGUGGAGACAUUGCAAUAUGGAAACAAAAGGAAGCAGCAUUAGGCCUAGGUUAGAGAUUGAGGAAGGACUCUGGGCUCGUAGUCUUUCCAUUAGUUUCAGCACUGUGCUGUCCAUGCAUCCUGCCCUAGAAUCUUAACUUCUGUUUCCGGCCUUUUAUGAACUCUCCCCCUCUAACUCUUUCCAUUUUUAUAUACACACCUCCACAAACACACACACACACAGGCAACCACACACACACACACACACACACACAGGGUUUGCACGUGGAGGCCAUCUUCUUGUUCAUUGAGUUUGCCUGCUCUCACUACAUCUAGGGCUUUGAGACUGUCGGUCGGUGUGUGAGAAGGAAAUUAACAGGGUCAGAUGGGCUGUAGUGCCCCCCCCCCCCCCACCCCCCACAUAUUACAAAAUAAAGAGGCAGACACAAUUAGCUACUAAUUCUUCUAAAUGGUCGUCCACGUCAAACUUCCCCAGUUUCCUGAUGUGCAGGGAUGCUCCCAGACAGCUGUGCUGCCCAAAUGUGGCAGAGGACGCUUCCUCCCAAUGUGCGCGCUGCGCCGCGCCUCUUCAGCCAGGACACAAGUAGUGCUCUAACCACUGAUUAAAUCAACACGCGUAAUCUUUUUUUUUUGUUUCAGUGCAGUAGACCAAGUGUUGAUGUGCCUGAUUGAAAGCGUAGUGAAUCUGGCUGAUGCUUUGUUUGUCUGUUUAUUUUUUCUCCUUCAUUUCUGAAUGCAUUUUAAGUGCACAUUAUAUGGAUGUAACUCCUAAUACUUGUAGUGCAAUUCCAAUACUUGAUGCAGACAAGGUAGAUGUUUUCCCCUUAGUCUCAUAUGAAGGUCUAAUCAGUACAUAACAAGCAAAAACAUGAAAUUGCUGUUCUUCAGCAACAUCUAUGGCUGGAUUUUAACAGUGCACAUGUUAUUUUUGACCAAUCAGUGUUGUCUGCCUUCAUCAGUUUAAAACGGCUUUGUUGUGUAGGGAAUUUAACAACUUCUCGAUUUAUAAUUAUUUUUUUCAUGUUUCUUUUUAAAUGUUUGUUUAUUUGUUUGUUUUGUUUUUGUCUAAAACAUAGUGAAAAUUGAGGUUUGCAAUCCAAGCCAGAAGAUGAUUAUGGAGUGACUUUGGAAUUUUUUUGGUCUUCAUGUAAUGAAAUCCAUUUGCACAACAGUGAAGCAUGUGCUCUUUCAUCUUAACCUGUAAUUUUGUUUAUUUUGAUAUUUUUCCAAAUGGAAUUGUAUUCCAAGGUUACAUAUGUGUAGAUUAUAUUUAAUAUGAAUCUUAUAUAGAACAUAACUGUAGAUCUUAUUGGUAUAUAUAGGUGUUUAGUGUAUGAUUGUCAAUACAAUUAGUACAUUAGGAAGUGUCACUUGCAGACAGUGUCUCGUACUUACAGCAGGAUACCCCUAAUCAGUUACAAGUUGUACUGUGUUAUCCCUUACUUUUUUGUUUUCAGCUGAUAAUAUGAUCAGUUAUCUUGUGGGUUUUUGCUUUAAGGAAAUGCUUUAUAACACAUUGCUAGGUCUUAAAGAGUAUUGUUCAUAUUGAUCAGGAUUCAAAUCUGUACAGAGCAAAAUGUUUUCAAACUGAUUGUAAAUAGAACUAAUGCUUUCCCCUUCCAACUACAAAUGGAGAAUCUCUAUAAACAGAAUAAAAGAAUUAUUGAAGUGGA